AUGGUAAAGGCGUUCCACUGCAUAAACCCCCUCGACAAAGAGCAAGAAGAGUUCCACGCUCAACACUGGGCCGAGUGGGUACUCGCCGAUGAAAUCGCGGUGCAGAAGUCUGCAGAUGAGGUUCUACAGCGAGAAGGCAUGAUGGAAUUGCCUCUGCCACCUUCCUUCCGUGAACUCACCACCAGUCCCGCAGCAGCAGAAAGCUCGCCAAACCUACCAGAAGAAGUGACCAACACGCAAAACCAGCAGAAGGAGAUUUCUACAGCCGAUGCCAACAAAGCUGCACUUGAAGGAAUACUCCAGCUUUUGCGCCAGGCUAGAGCGGACAACGAUCAGAUGAAGACGGCGGGGUUGGUACAGGAAGCUUUUGCCAGGCUGGGGGCGCUGGGAAGGGACCAUGUGUUGCCCCCGGAGGAUCAUCAGGAGAUUGUUGAGGCUGCUGAGGAGUUUAUGGGGAAGGGGGUGAGUGGAGAUGGGCAGGGCCGUGUUUACUAUGUGAGGGUUGGACAGGCUGCUCAGCAGCGUUAG
Molecule: messenger RNA, 528 nt
Organism: Alternaria hordeiaustralica
Lineage: Eukaryota; Fungi; Ascomycota; Dothideomycetes; Pleosporales; Pleosporaceae
Exons: 2
Coding region: 1-528 (175 amino acids)
Source: RefSeq, a predicted model, not a curated record